Molecule: messenger RNA, 2974 nt
Organism: Carassius auratus (goldfish)
Lineage: Eukaryota; Metazoa; Chordata; Actinopteri; Cypriniformes; Cyprinidae
Product: protein FAM196B-like
Exons: 4
Coding region: 1173-2753 (526 amino acids)
Source: RefSeq, a predicted model, not a curated record
UUGAAAACAUUUUUAAAUUUGACAUGUUUAAUGUUAGGAGAAGAUUUACAAAUAAUGUUUUUAAAACUUAAUAAAAAAAAAAAAUCUUAGAACACAUUUUAAGCUGGGCUGACUUAACCAAUGGUGUGAGUUUGAGGGCGGGACUAUCUGUUUAUCCGACCAAUGACAGGUUAGAUGAGUGUCUCGGAAACAUUUUUGAAUGUUUUGAAGUGUUUUUGGUACACCAGUGGCACAGAUAUUAUGCACAACACUUUUAGUCUGCAUUUUCAUGACCUGGUCUAUUUUUUAAACUGAACCUGAACUGAGACUUCUUUUGGUCAAAUGUUUUGAUUAUAAAGUGUGUUUGUGCAUCUUUUACUACAGUAAAUCACAUCUGAUUAAGUGACAUUCAGACAUAUUAUUAAUAGGGGGCAUUUUUUUUACACCAUGCAAUAUUUUUUCUAACAUUAGGGCACUGACGCACAAAACACACACACACACACACACACACACACACACACACACACACACACACACACACACACUCAACACUGAAACACUUCUUUGACCCUAAAUCUUGAACGCAUUUGUCCAGUGUGUUUGUGUGUGUGUGUGUGUCCAGACCUUCUAUCAGCAACUAAUGUGACCGGUCAGAAGAGGAAAACCAGGACACACAGCGGGAUUAACACACACACAUAGAGAGAGAGAGAGAGAGAGAGAGAGAGAGGGAGGAGAUCCGAGACGCUCAGUUCACCAGUAGAUGUAAGGAGAGACAGAUGUGCUUGUGUGAGAGAGACAGAUCGUAAACACAGACAAGAGAAAAUCACACAGACGGACGUAAGAAAGAAGAACAGAGGCACACGGAAGAGUCUGAUCUCACACAGGAAUAUAGGAGAAACAGAACGAGUGAAUGAGAGAGAGAUGAAGAGAUGAAGAACAGUCCGUUCACCUACAAAACACUCUGUGAUGAAGUCAGGUAAACGACGAAUUUGGAGACUAAAAAGUGAUACUGGACACUGGACUGUCGUAAAAAAAUGGAUUUCUGACCAAUGUGAUUAUUUCUAAUGCUGUGGAAUACAAUUUCCCAAAACACACAGUGGAAUAAUUAUCUUUGUUUUAGAUAGUAUGCUUACAAAUAAAGGCCACACCUCCUACAGUUCCUCCUCAGGGGGCUGAGCCAAUCAGCAGAGGUCAUGGGCCGUAGGGCAGCUGACACAUCCAAUGCAGUGCCGGCGCUAGAAGUACCUCUAGCUGGUGGGCAGGCCGUCCUGUCUCAAAAAUGGGGCCCUUUGUGCAGUGUUGGCGUCCAAACGUCGCCGGGCCUUCGCUCACUUCCGUCAUUGAAGAAGAAGACUCAAACGGUCAGUACGACCAACGGACCAACUGCCGAAACCAUGUCGCUGGAUCGGCCGAGGCGUUUUGAAGUUAACGGAAGUCACGUUGUCAAGGCUGUGUCCAGAAACCAUGUGGCACAAGACAGGACAUCCCAGGAGAGUGAGGUGUACUAUCAAAUUAAAGCCAAUCCAAACCAAUUCAGGUCAAGGGGGAGUUUAAAAAGAACCCCUCGAUAUGUUAACGGAAGUAUUGUUGCAUCUGAGGUGGUGGGUGGAGUUUGCCGCGAAGGGGCUGAAUCUGAGGAAGCGAGACGGCAGAGUCAAACAGUGACACAUGAAUGUAAGCGAGGUCAGUUGCUGAAAGGUGAGGCAUCCAGGCCAAUCACUGACUCAUACACCACGCCCCCUCGCCCAUGUCGCAUGAUGACGUCAUCACCCAGACUGUGCACCAGCUGUGGGCGAAGGCAGUCUCAAGCCCCACCCUGCAUAUCACCUGCUUGUCAGAAACGAGCAGCCAGUCAUGUUCAAGCGACCGUGAUGCUUCCGCCGCUGCUGAGGAAAGGCUGUUCGCCUUGCUUGCAGAAACAAAACUCCACGAUUGUACAGCCAACAUACACGCAAAUUCCCAAUCACACAAUGCAAAAUGCAUGCUCCACCCCCUCACAGUCCAACAAAAAGGAUCCAAGAACAGAAGCAUUUACGCAGUCUGAAAAGGCCAAAAACGACUUGACAAUGCAACACACGCAAGCACGAGUCAAAACAGAAUCAGUCACACAACACACAUCGCAAGACGCGAAGAACAAGUGUACGACCACACAAAAGCACAAAUCCGCCACGUCUAAACCGAUUAGCAGUGAGUCCCAAGCCACACCCACUCUUCCACCAAAGCAAGACUUGAAACCAACACAAGUCAAAUGUAAACCAGCACCUCCAGAGCUUCUGAUUGGCUCAGGGGCGGGGCCUAAACCACAACCCCCGCCCACCCCUCCACCAGAACCUAAAACUGAAAGAGAAACAGACUCUAAAGACACUCAUCCACCUCCAACAGAUGAUAUCCCACAAUCCAACGGUGCACCCGGCGUUCUGCAUGGACUGCUGCAGAAUGUAGAAGAAAAACUGCUGUAUAAUCAGGAAAAGAUCAAAGUCCUUCUCAAUGUCAUUCAGGACCUGGAGAGGAACAAAGCAAUGAGUGAAGGGCGUUGUUCUUACAGAACAGGUCAGGACAUCAAUAACUGCUCAACCUGCCAGAAAACAGCCUGCAUCAUAUACAGUGUGGAGCACGACUUCCGGGUGCAGGAGGGACACUUUCAUAGCAUUCUGGAAGCCUUGGAGGAAGCAGAGUACGAUGUUCCCGCCCCCGUCCCAAAGCCCGCCCACAUACAACCUCGAGCCAAGAGCCGCGUCAAGAAACUGCGAAAGAAGUGUUUCUGGUGGCUGUAGAGAACCAUCAGCAUGGAGAUCUACCGCGGUUUAGAUUGUAUAAGUACUUUCAUUGGCAUUCAUGGAAAAUGCCACCAGCAUCACCGCUGUCACAGAGAAUGUCGGAAAAUAAAACUGUUGGACCAUGAGCUCCAUAAUACAGUCCAGCAUAGAGGAUUUGUUAAAACGUUGCUCCUACUGAACGGAUUAUGCUUUAAAAUAACUGUAACAUUGUGACGGAA